AUGUUUUUUGGAGAGCUUACAGUAAAGUCCAACAGACCCCUCAAAACAGCGCACAAGGAAACGCUACCACAGCACCGUCUACCGACGAUCCUGCUCUCCGGUCGCAUACUUCAUCCAGAGCUUCACAAGGAAACGCCACCGCAGCACCGUUAUCCGGCUAUCCAUCUCUCCGGUGGCACACUUCAUCCAGAGCAUCACUACACCGGCGACCUGCAACACCGGCGACCUGCAUCACUGCAACACCGGCGUCUUCUUUCUCCAUCUCCGAUCAGAGUGGGAGAUAGAAAAAUGGCUGGUGAUGAGCAGCAGCAACAUCCACAUGAUAAUCAGAUGCAUUCUCCUCCACAUCCAUCUCCAGCAAAGGAUGAUAUGAUAGGAUAUGUGAUGGCAUUGGAGGCUGCUUUACUCCCAUGUCUUCCUGCAAGAGAGCUUCAAGCAAUUGAUCGAUCUCCCCACCCUUCACAUCAGAUUGAUGUGGAGAGACAUGCUAGAGAUUUCAUGGAGGCUGCCAAAAAACUUCAACUUUACUUUAUCAGUCUGCAGCGUGAAGAUCAGCCAACCAAAGAAGAAAUCUUGCAAAAGGAUAUUGCGAUGAUGGAAGAAGAACUGAAAACAAAGACCCAACUUAUCAAGAAACAGGAAAGAUGGAUCCAAGGUUGGAGAAAGGAGUUAAAAGACCAAUUGGAGAAGCACAAUACUGAAUUAGAGAGGGUUUAGAUGUGUAUUUACUUCUUUAAUUUCGUUCUUUUGAUUAUCUUAUAGCUACUAGUAGUAAUUUUUUUGUUUAUUUUGGCCUUGUAAACACUUCUUGAAUCAAACAGGACUUUCAAACCUUUCUUGAAGAUA
Lactuca virosa is the source of this 846-nucleotide messenger RNA. Lineage: Eukaryota; Viridiplantae; Streptophyta; Magnoliopsida; Asterales; Asteraceae. The record is from the annotation of a GenBank genome assembly.